UAGAAGACUUCUAUCAGAGUGUAUUUCUUAAUACUGUGGUGAACCUCGGCCAGCAUUAUGAAAACGUAGAUGAUAUAAAGGAUUGCUGUUCCUCACAAAACAUUCAGACUUCACUGUGUUUUAGUGCUGAUGACCAGUUCACUGGCUCAAUGGAGACCAACGUGGUGAUCCGGCAUGAUGGGCAGAUCAUGUGGGACUCACCAGCCAUCACCAAGAGCUCCUGCAAAGUAGACGUCUCCUUCUUCCCCUUCGACUCGCAGCAGUGCCGGCUGACCUUCGGCUCCUGGACCUACAACGGCAACCAGAUCGACAUCGUGAAUGCGCUGGACAGCGGGGACCUGACUGAUUUCGUGGAGAACGUGGAGUGGGAAAUCCUGGGAAUGCCGUCCAAGAAGAACGUCAUUCUCUAUGGCUGCUGCUCCGAUCCCUACCCGGACAUCACCUACACACUGCUGCUGAAGAGGAGAGCCUCCUUCUACAUCUUCAACCUGCUCCUCCCCUGCGUCAUGAUCUCCUUCCUGGCUCCGCUGGGGUUCUAUCUGCCUGCCGACUCAGGAGAAAAAGUGUCUCUGGGGGUCACUGUUCUGCUAGCGCUCACCGUCUUUCAGCUGCUGGUGGCGGAGAGCAUGCCCCCUUCGGAAAACGUGCCACUCAUAGGAAAAUACUACAUAGCCACAAUGACCAUGAUUACUGCCUCAACUGCCCUGACUAUCUUUAUUAUGAACAUCCAUCACUGUGGCCCAGAAGCCAAGCCUAUCCCCAUAUGGGCAAAGAAGGUCAUCUUGGAGUACAUGGCCAGGAUCUUCUUUGUCUAUGAGGUGGGAGAGAGUUGCCUCAGCCCACAGCCGCCUGAGCAAACAGAGCCCAGGCCUCAGCAGGACAAAGGGAGGAUGGUGAACGGACAGGCUAGGGAGGAAGACUUUGCAUUGAAGGUGAGGAGGAAUCGAGACGGACUGGCGCAGAAGCUUCAGGAAGACCAUGAAGACUUAGAGCAAGGGGUGAGCCCAAGCCUCUCGAUGGGGAAUGUACCCACCAACUGCUACAGCUCCUGUAAUGAGGAAGGCAAAUACGUCAGCUUAGACCGAGGUGAAAGCAGUGAUUGCGUUGGUGGCACAGGGUGUUGCAAAGCCCAGUGCCUGUGCCACAACCAGAGACUCCUGAGGAACAUUGAGUUCAUUGCCAACUACUACCGUGAUCAGAGAGCCACCCAAAAACGGACUGGUGAGUGGAAGAAAGUGGCUAAGGUCAUGGACCGCUUCUUUAUGUGGAUCUUCUUUAUCAUGGUCUUUUUCAUGAGCCUGCUGAUCUUGGGGAAAGUUGUGUCAUGA
Molecule: messenger RNA, 1328 nt
Organism: Polyodon spathula (Mississippi paddlefish)
Lineage: Eukaryota; Metazoa; Chordata; Actinopteri; Acipenseriformes; Polyodontidae
Product: neuronal acetylcholine receptor subunit alpha-10-like
Exons: 3
Coding region: 150-1328 (392 amino acids)
Biological process (GO): signal transduction; chemical synaptic transmission; regulation of membrane potential
Cellular component (GO): neuron projection; synapse; membrane
Molecular function (GO): neurotransmitter receptor activity; extracellular ligand-gated monoatomic ion channel activity; transmembrane signaling receptor activity
Source: RefSeq, a predicted model, not a curated record